AUGGCUGGUUACUUUCUUGCUGCACAAUUCAUUUCACUGAUACUUUCAAGCCCAUGUGGAUGUAACAAUUGCGUCUGGGAGCUGUGGUACGCUAGCAGCUUCCACAUACCCGCUGGCGCAGCGUGGGGCAAAGAGCGGCAUGCUUGCUGCUUUCAGUUUCAGUACCAACUGCCAGCCCAGCAUUCUGCAUACACCGAGGGCUAUGUAUAUAAUGCGCCGUCUCAAGCAGUGGAUGCAGACAGGCCGAUCUUAGAUGACGAUGGUGGCAUGCAGAUGGCAGAUGCUGUCGAUGCGGAGGCGGGUUCAGAGGAUCUAGACGCACAAAUGGUAGACGAUUCAAUACGCAAAAUGCACUGGUUCCAAUCCACGCUUUUAGUAACCUUGGCCACUGCCCAUUUCCAUAGCGGCUGGCCUGUUGCACAACAAGCAAGCAGGCAUCAGCUCCGGGACCUCUUACGCAGUUUCCAUCCGUCUCUUGAUAUCAGCCAAAAUAUCCGCAUCCAGCCGAUCGGUCGUGUCGCUGCCGCUGGUAUCGCAUACACUGAGGAAAAAUCAGUUUAA
Beauveria bassiana ARSEF 2860 is the source of this 561-nucleotide messenger RNA. RefSeq lists its product as uncharacterized. NCBI's taxonomy places the organism in Eukaryota, Fungi, Ascomycota, Sordariomycetes, Hypocreales, Cordycipitaceae. Bases 1 to 561 code for a protein of 186 amino acids. The transcript is spliced from 4 exons. The record is from RefSeq and is a predicted model, not a curated record.